This is a messenger RNA of Sceloporus undulatus (fence lizard), 2151 nucleotides long. RefSeq names its product DDB1 and CUL4 associated factor 15 (gene DCAF15). Gene Ontology annotation, biological process: protein ubiquitination. Gene Ontology annotation, cellular component: Cul4-RING E3 ubiquitin ligase complex. NCBI's taxonomy places the organism in Eukaryota, Metazoa, Chordata, Lepidosauria, Squamata, Phrynosomatidae. The record is from RefSeq and is a predicted model, not a curated record. The transcript has 13 exons. Bases 149 to 2071 code for a protein of 640 amino acids.
GGGAGCUAUUAGCCAAUAGCGUUUCAGAAAGCGGGGCUGCCUUUGAGAGCGUAGGCGAAUAGGCGCUCGUUCCCGUGCGAGGGCUGGCCAAUGAGCAUGCGGGAGCGGGAAGGAAGGAGGGCGGUAGCGCGGCGGACGGGGAAGGAAAAUGGCGCCGAGCUCGAAACCGGAGCGGGGCGGCGGUUCCUCCUCGGGAGGGAAGCGGAGCUCGGCGGAGUCUGGGCGCGGAGGCGGCAGGAGGGAGCAUGUGGUCAGGCAGCUGGAGCGCGUCAAGAUCAGCGGACAGCUCUCACCUCGCCUGUUCCGUAAACUGCCACCAAGGGUUUGUGUGUCGCUGAAGAGCAUUGUUGAUGAACAUUUCUUAUGCGCAGGGCACAUAUUCCUUGGCUUUUCUAAGUGUGGAAGAUAUGUCCUGUCCUACACUAGCAGCAGUGGUGAUGACGACUUUUCCUUCUAUAUCUACCAUCUCUACUGGUGGGAGUUCAAUGUUCACAGCAAACUAAAAAUGGUACGCCAGGUUCAGUUGUUCCAAGAUGAAGAAAUCUACAGUGACCUUUACCUGACUGUGUGUGAAUGGCCCAGUGAUUCCUCCAAAGUCAUCGUCUUUGGUUUCAAUACUCGUUCAGCCAAUGGGCUGCUCAUGAACAUGAUGAUGAGUGAUGAAAACCAUCGGGAUAUCUACAUUAGCAUGGUUGCCAUGCCUCCUCUUGUGCACUGUUCAAGCUGCAGGGAUAUGGCCAUUGCACAUCCAGGUGAUCCAAAUGCCAAGUGUUUGCAGCAUGGAUUCAUGCUACACACUAAAUACCAGGUGGUGUACCCUUUCCCCACAUUCCAGCCAGCAUUCCAACUUAAGAAGGACCAAGUGGUGCUGCUUAACACCAGCUAUUCUCUAGUGGCUUGUGCUGUUUCUGUGCAUACGUCAGAUGAGGACAACUUUUACCAAAUCCUUUAUGACCGAAGUCGCCAGGCCUGGCCUCCUGCUGGGGAUGUCAGCCACACCACUCUUGUGUCUCAGUGCCCUGUAGGCUCUGAGAAAGUGCUGGAAAAAGACAGCUGCCCUUGCCGGAGUGGAGCUGCUUUGCAGCAGCGUAUUGCUGUACCUUUACAGGACAUUGAAAACCAUGACUCACCUGCUGUAGCUAUGGCUAAGGAAUUUGUUGCAGACAUCCUCCGGAGGGCCAAGGAAGCCAAAGGCACUGCCCCAAUGGAAGUGGAGUCAGGAAGUGGGCUUGAGUGCCUUCUUGACUCUGGUCAGAGCACAUUAACUUCUUGGAGCCUAGGGAAGACUCCAGGAACUUGCUUGCAUGGAAGUGGCACCCGUAGUUCCACACAUUCUGUGGUAGACAGUUUUUCAGAUUCAGGUGGGUCCCCCAAAGACUCUUCCAGUGCCAGCUCUGAACUGGAAAGCCAGCCUGCUGAGCCAGGCUAUGUGAACUAUACCAAAUUGCGCUAUGUCCUGAAACCCAGUGACUCGUCUGAAGCAGAGGAUGAGUAUGAAGACGACAAGAUCUCAUUGCCAUUUGUUGUGACAGACCUGCGAGGAAGGAAUUUGAAGCCACUGAAGGAGAAGGCUGUUUGUCAGGGACAAUACUUAACAGUGGAGCAGCUGACUCUGGAUUUUGAAUAUGUCAUUAAUGAGGUGAUCCGGAACGAUGCCUCAUGGUCCAAGCAGUUCUGCUCCUUUAGUGAUUAUGACAUUGUCAUCUUGGAGGUGUGUCCAGAAACCAACCAGGUUAUCAUCAACAUUGGUCUCUUGCUCUUGGCUUUCCCUUCCCCUGAUGAAGAGGGACAGGUUAGGCCAAAGACCUAUCACACCAGCCUCAAGGUAGCAUGGGAUCUGAACACUGGCAUCUUCAUCACUGUCAGUGUGGGAGACUUGACAGAAGUCAAAGGACAGACUAGUGGCAGCGUGUGGAGCUCCUACCGGAAAAGUUGUGUGGAUAUGGUAAUGAAGUGGCUGGUGCCAGAGAGCAGUGGCCGUUAUGUCAACAGGAUGACCAAUGAGGCCCUUCAUAAAGGCUGCUCCUUGAAAUUCCUUGCAGACAAUGGCGCUACACAUGGAUUGUCUUGAAGUCAGGUUCAAAGAAGCUUGCAUCAGUAGUUCAUUUCCUGCCAUAUUGUGUGUCAAUUCAACUACCUCCUUGUUAAAAG